Messenger RNA from Pecten maximus, 1907 nucleotides. Its product is annotated as cyclin-C-like. Gene Ontology annotation, cellular component: nucleus; mediator complex. The transcript has 12 exons. Lineage: Eukaryota; Metazoa; Mollusca; Bivalvia; Pectinida; Pectinidae. The record is from RefSeq and is a predicted model, not a curated record. Gene Ontology annotation, biological process: positive regulation of transcription by RNA polymerase II. The coding region runs from base 139 to 960 and encodes 273 amino acids. Gene Ontology annotation, molecular function: cyclin-dependent protein serine/threonine kinase regulator activity.
UCCCUUCAUUUCCGGUAAUCCUCAGAGUAAGAGGAGCGAAUUUGCCGGCUAAACAAAGGGAUAAACAAGGACUUUACAGGAGUCAAAUCAUGAUAAAAAGUAUAUCACGGUGUACUUAGGAUCCUUCUGGGUUCAGACAUGGCUGGAAGUUUCUGGCAUAGCUCUCAUUACCAGCAGUGGUUGUUGGACAAACAAGAUCUAUUACGUGAGAGACAACAGGAUCUCAAAGUUCUAAGUGAAGAGGAAUACCAGAAGAUUCUUAUAUUUUUUGCGAACUUCAUUCAGUCUCUGGGGGAACAACUCAAACUGCGACAACAGGUCAUCGCCACGGCGACAGUAUACUUCAAACGGUUUUAUUCCAGAAAUUCUCUAAAAUGUAUAGAUCCAUGGCUAAUGGCACCUACCUGUAUAUUUCUGGCCUCAAAAGUUGAAGAGUUUGGUGUUAUCUCCAAUAGCAGACUUAUAACUACAUGUCAGACAGUGGUAAAGAACAAGUUUUCACAUGCCUACCCCCAGGAGUACCCAUACAGAAUCAACAGUGUGUUAGAAUGUGAAUUCUUCCUUCUGGAAAUGAUGGACUGCUGUUUGGUGUUAUAUCACCCCUACCGACCACUGACGGAAUACUUCUCAGACAUCGGUCACGAAGACACGCUGUACCCCUUGGCAUGGCGAAUUGUAAAUGACAGUUUAAGAACUGAUGUAUGUCUGAAUUACGCUCCGUACCUUGUUGCUCUGGCCUGUCUCCAUAUCGCCUGUGUGAUACAGAAAGUGGACCUUAAACAGUGGCUGGCCGAGUGUAAUGUUGAUAUGGAUAAGAUAUUAGAAAUUUCAAGACAGAUACUUGCGUUGUAUGAAUUAUGGAAAAAUUACGAUGAGAAAAAGGACAUUGCUGGAAUACUUGAGAAAAUGCCGAAGCCAAAGACAAGUCCUACAACGGGCCACGAUAGCUCCGUUGGUUAAACCACCAGUGACGUUACCUCAGAUGAAGAUAAGAGGACUCCAACAACAGCAGGACCUGACGGCUCCCAACAGUUACAGCAGAAUCAACAUCAGUAACAGCUUGGCUCUGAUUGGUCCUUUAUAGGCCAAUCAAAAAGCUGGUCUGAUUCUUUGUCUUCACAACCUGACUAUUACAUCUUUGUGUAGAAACAAGCUAUCUGAUGUGGUUGUGGUAGACAGCAAAAACAAUUUUCACUCCUUCGUCAAAAUGUCAGAAGGAUGUUAAAUUAUGACUUCAUAAUUGUAUCAGAUUUGUUCUGAUAUAAUUACAGCUACCAUUUAAAAUGAAUGAAAUUUUUCAUCAAUUUCACCAAGAAGUUUUUAAUUUGUCAAUUUAAUAACACUACUGAUAUUGACCAAAGAUGAUGUACAAACACUGGACCAUUGUAAAGAGUAGUGUUUAUUACUGAGAACACAAUUAUUUAUGUGGAAUCUGAGAUAAGUUCAACAUUUGUAGCAGAGUUAUUCCCCUUGAUAUAAUCUACCUAUGUACCACAUGUAUUGAAUGGGAAAGUGUUUAUAACAGAUGUCUACAUUCCGCAGACAAUGGUGCUCAAAGUCACUUUUAAUUCAUCAAUAUUCAUAACUAGGAAAGUGUUCUUGUGGGAAAAAUCCACAUCAAACGUGAAAAUAACGGACAGUAUAUAUUGAUAUUGGUAGGAGGGACGAGUAUGAAUUAAUGUUGAUAGAAUCAUUCCUUUGAAGCCAUAGACCGACAGUUGAACACACGGAGGCUGAUUGCAGGUACCUAUCGUAGUGAUUCACAUCUACACCCUCUCAUAUAUCCAUUUGUACUUGGGCAUUUCUGCUUGACUAUUGUAUAAUGUACGACAAUCCUCGUUGUUAGGACAUUUUUACUGUCAAUUAUCAUAUUUAUAUAAUUAUUGAAUAAAGCAUGUUUUGCUUCA